CCUACAAAUAGGUGUGUAUAUUUUUAGCCAACAAACGAUAACUACCUAUUGAUCUAAAAUGCAUGCUCAUUACUGCUGCUCUGAAAAUUUAAUGGUGAAUGUGGGUCCGAUAAAUGGAACUUACAGGUUAUAGAUGUAGCUCAAGAAGUUAGAAUUGUAUUCUAAGUAGCAUGGUGGUUGUCCAAACAGGUUGAAAGACUUUGAAUACGGAUACCUCUUAGUUUCUGACCAUACACAUCAGCACGAAACUCCACCUUAAAGCAACCACUGUUUUCAUAACACACUACACGAUUUCCACACUAGCAAAAGCGUUCUAAAUGGAAAAAUCACCCAUGAGAAAUCUUUUAAAGUAAAACCCAUUAUUUAUUGUAUUUCAUCGGCAUAUUUUUGGAUUUUCAUCAAACGCAACAUUCCCGAUAAAAUUGACGUUUAAUAAUAAGUGUUGCCAUAUGUCAAAUUAAAUAAAAUUUAACACAAAGAAGUUACUUUAGUUUGGUAAUUCCUGCUUUAAUCUGCAAAACUAAGUAACAUUAUCUAAUAUUCAAUGACAAAUGGAGCUUCAAUUUAUUUACAAGUACUUGACAAGUAUAUAUACUAGCUACAAAGUAUGUAAUAUAAAUUAAAUUGAAUUUCAGUAAAUGGUAACACUGGAAAAAGUCCUAAUGUCAAAUUAGUUAAACUGUUUUAUCUUCAUAUUGUGCUGUUGUACCGACAGCACAUACGCCAUUUUGCUAUUUCAGGAAAGUGCAUUAUCUUUCGUCAACAAUGUGUGCUGAAGUGAAAUGUUUGCUGAAUUUUUAUAGUGUUGGUGUACCUAAUGUGUGUUAAAAAUCUAGAACAAUGGACGAGCAAAACGAUGUGCACAGGAUCAUUCCUGAGCUCUACUUUCUGAUAGCAAAAUUUCUCUCGGGUGGACCCCUCAAAGAGACUGCAAAGACUUUGCUAAAAGAGCUCCAAAGCGUAGAAGUGCUGCCCCGUCGGCUUGACUGGGAGGGCAACCUACACACCCAAUCCUACGAAGAAUUAGCUUCACAGUACACAGAUGUAUCGUGGGAUCGUUUGGCGGGAGUAUGCGAGAGUGCGCUCCGUCUCGCUCGCACGGCGGCCCUCGCAUCGGCGCCGCCCCCCGCGCCAGCACUCGCCCCCGCCAACGGGGAGGCGACCCCGCCCGCAGCCGGGGCCGCCCUCCCUGCGCCCCCCUCCGCGCCCGACGCAGCCCCGCAGCAGCAGGACGUGACCGCGAGACUAGCUGCCAGACUGUCCUUACUGAGUGAAUCACUUGUGCGACCAAAACCGAAAUACUCAUCUUACAAACGGAACCAUUCGUUAGUGCGGCGGCUGUGCGCGCGCGAGCUGGGCGCGGGCGUGCUGGGGGAGGCGCGCGGGGCGGGGCUGGGCGCGGGGGCGGGGCGGGGCGUCAUGUCGCCGCGCAUGCUCGCCGGCCUGCAGCUGCAGCGGCGCACGCUCGGCCACCUGUCCGCCGUCUACUGCCUCGUGUUCGACUGCACCGGCCGAUACGUCGUCACGGGGGCGGACGACCUGCUGGUGAAGGUGUGGAGCGCCGUGGACGGGCGGCUGCUGGCGACGCUGCGCGGCGCCGGCGCCGAGAUCACCGACGUGUGCGCCUCCGCCGACGGGGCGCUGCUGGCCGCGGGCUCCGUGGAGAGGCUGGUGCGGGUGUGGUGCCUGGCGACGGGGGCGCCGCGGGCGGUCCUGGCGGCGCACGCGGGCACCAUCACGGCCGUGCACUGGGCCCCGGGGGCGGGCGACGUGCGCUGGCUGGCCUCCACCUCCACGGACGGGUCGGUCGCCUUCUGGACCUCGUCGUCCGACGGCCAGUUCCUGUCGCGGCCCGUGCAGUACGUGGAGCGCACCCGGCCCGGCGCCUGCCACAUGAUAUGCGCCGCCUGGUCCGCGGGCGGCGGCUUCCUCGCCGCCGGCAGCGCCGAUCACCACGUGCGGAUCUACAUGGUGGAGGGCGCGGGCGCGGGGGGCCCGCGGCGCGUGCUGGAGGCGGCCGUGCACUCGGACGCGGUGGACUCGGUGGCGUGGGCCCACCGCGGCCUGCGCCUGGUGUCCGGCAGCAAGGACGGCUCGGCCGCGCUGUGGCAGCUGCACGCGACGCAGUGGCGGCCGCGGCUGCUGCUGGCGCACCACGACCACAGGCGGCUCAAGGUCACCAUGGUGUGCUGGGACAGCAGCGACCGGUUCGUGAUGACCGCCGUCUCGGACAACACCAUCCGGGUGUGGUGCGCCGAGUCGUGCGCGCAGGUGGCGGCGCUGCGCGGGCACCGGGCGGAGGCCUACGUGCUGGAGGCGCACCCGACGCUGCCGGGGGUGCUGCUGUCCGCGGGCCACGACGGGCAGCUGUUCGUGUGGCACGCGCCCCACCCCGCCCCCCUCGCCGCCUUUCACAACCACAUCAGCGGGCAGGUACACGCGCGUACACACCGUGUUUAUUCGUAUUAAACAAUUUCAUUAUUUGUACUAAUACUUCCUAAAUACAGUAACAAAAAAUAAUGUUUGUUUGUUUUUAUCACUUAGGCACCUCGGUCAUGCUGUAUUCAGUUAUGAUCGAAUUAAGAAAAAAAUUAAAUUUCAUACGUGAUUAUGCGUUCCAACGGAGAUUAAUAUAGACGUUGCGAGGUAUUAAAAUUUUUUUUCAUCAUUGUAGAUGUAUACUAUUAUUCAAUGGACGAUUCCAUUACACAAAACGCAUUAAUUGAUUGUUUUAUUUAAUUGACAAAAUGUGACACAACCAAAAUAAAAUUUAAUUUCAAUUAUCAAAAAUAAUUUUACAGCCCUCUGUCCAUCCAAAUGACAGUAGUUUGUAAUAUUUAUUUUAUUUUUAUUUUAUUUUAUUUAUUUAGGAAACAAACAGUCGUUUAGAAUUGAUAUACAAACAAAACUUAGGUAACUAAUAGACCCGACAGUUCCAUUACUAAAUACGAGUACUAAUAUACUGUUCAUUUUUAAAUAUAACAUCCCCCACUUUUCGUUUAUAUUGAUUUAAUGAUAGCGAACAAAUGUCAACGACGACGCGGUUUAGGGCUGCUCUGUUCGUGGCCGUAUCUGACCGGACGAGGGGGGGUGUGUGUGUGUGUGCAGGGCGACGGCGCGAUAUUCGACGCGAAGUGGGGGGGCGCGUGCAGCAUCGCCGCGUCCGACUCGCACGGCCACCUGCUGCUGUACGGGCUCGGCCAGGGGGACCCGCUGCUGCGGACGCUGCCCACCGAGCUGUUCUUCCACACGGACUACCGGCCGCUCGUGCGCGACGCGCUGGGCGGCGCGCUGGACGAGCAGACGGAGCUGCCCCCGCACGUGCUGCCGCCGCCCUUCCUGGUGGACGUGGAGGGCGCCCCGCACGCGCCCCACCUGCAGCGCCUGGUGCCGGGGCGCCGCCACCUCACGCUGCAGCAGCUCAUCCCCGCGCCCGCGCCCGCGCCGCACGCCGCCCUGGACCUGCUCAUCCAGCAGCUGGCGGCCGCCGACCCCGCCCCCGCCGCCCCCGCGCACGCGCCCGACCCCGCGCCCGCCCCCGCACCGCCCACGCGCGGCGAGGGCGUGCGGCACACGGCGGGCUCGUGGCAGCGCGGCGACCCGCUGCUGGUGCCGCACAGCGCCGCGCCCAUCGUGCCGCCGCUGCCGCCCGCGCGCCUCGCCCAUCUGCAGCGCGCCAACGCCGAGAUGCACGCGUUGGAAGCGGCGUGGUACAGGCGCGAGAUGCGCCGCCGCCCCCUCAUGAUCAGCACCGCGGCGGCGGGCGCGGGGGCGGGGCCGGGCGCGGGGGCGGGCGGCGGCCGGCGCAGGGGGCCCCGCGCGCCCCGCGACCGCGCGCACCCGCGGCCCCGGCCACAG
This is a messenger RNA of Diatraea saccharalis (sugarcane borer), 3858 nucleotides long. The record is from the annotation of a GenBank genome assembly. NCBI's taxonomy places the organism in Eukaryota, Metazoa, Arthropoda, Insecta, Lepidoptera, Crambidae.